AUGUCAAAUUAUAUUCCCGAAUAUUUCUUAGCUGAUAAACCAUCUAAUGGAGAUUCUUUAAACGAUGACUCGAAAUUCAUUUUGAACACUCCUUUAACAUGGGAAUUGAUUGAAAAGAAUUUGAAGAAAUCUCUCAAUACAUCUUCGACUUUUGGGCAGAAAAAAACUGCUGUAAAAUGCGGAGAUGGAGGGGGAUUUGUCUCAUCGGUCAUUUUGUUGACUUUUGAUUGGACUCCAAAUUCGGUCGAACUCCCAGAGAAAGCCAUAUUGAAGGUAACAACCAGCGACUCCGUUGCGGGAAUUAGAAGAACUCUGAAACAGGGACAAGACGAAAAGCAAUUAUUGCUCGAGAAAGCGGCUCAGAUUCACGACAACGAAUUCUUUAUCUACUCAAAAGCCGACCAAGACUGGGAAUUUCCCUCAGAAAUCGGGAUGCCAAAGUUCUAUUGUGGAAUUUCAUUUGAUAAAGUCGACUUGAAAGCAGGCUAUUUCUUGGUUGAAUACAUUCCGGACGUGAUCUUUGUUCAAUAUUAUCAUAACUUGAGUGUCUCAUCAGUGAAAAAAGCCGUCAAAAUGAUUGCUCGAUUGACAGCACAUGUAAUCUCAAAUCAACGAAUUGUUCAAGAACACGAGGAAACGACAAGUCCGGGAGCUGUUGCUUAUUUGGAAGGAGCUUACAAUGUGCAGACUUGUCACAACAAUCUCCUCAACAUGGCCGAAAAGUUUCCGAAACUCAAAAAAGCCGCCGAUCUUCUAGAAAAUCUCGUCCCAAUCGCUGCGGAUUUUGAGAAGAGAUUGAAAGAAUGCCUAAAAUAUUGCUCAUAUCCAUCACUCACUCAUUUCGAUUGUCAUUUGGGGAAUUUCCUAUGGAUUUUAAAUGGAAAUGAGCUGAGCCCAAGAGCGAUCAUCGAUUGGCAAACUUCCCAUACCGAUAAUCCAUUGGUGGAUCUCGUGAGAAUCACUUUCACCUCAUUGUCGAAAACGGAUUUCAAUGAAAAUAUCUAUUCUCUCAUCAAAAUCUACUAUGAUACUUUGAAGAAAUACUCGAUUGAAAAAUUGCCUUGGGAAAGUUAUGAUGAGUUUGUGCGCUCCUUUGAGCACGUUUUCCCAUUGGUGGCAACAAGAAUGGCGCCACUUUUUGCUUUGGAUCAAUUCAUUUCGAUGAUUUUGACAAAAGUCCCAGUUGAUGAACAUCCAAAGGCUGCAAAGAAUAUCCAUGAGAAAAUGGAAGCGGCAAUCGAAUUCGCUGUGAAAUGCGUUCAAAAAUGGGAGAUUCGCUUU
Mesorhabditis belari is the source of this 1281-nucleotide messenger RNA. Lineage: Eukaryota; Metazoa; Nematoda; Chromadorea; Rhabditida; Rhabditidae. The record is from the annotation of a GenBank genome assembly.